Molecule: messenger RNA, 1035 nt
Organism: Plasmodium reichenowi
Lineage: Eukaryota; Apicomplexa; Aconoidasida; Haemosporida; Plasmodiidae
Product: GDP-L-fucose synthase, putative
Exons: 7
Coding region: 1-1035 (344 amino acids)
Biological process (GO): nucleotide-sugar biosynthetic process
Molecular function (GO): GDP-L-fucose synthase activity
Source: RefSeq, a predicted model, not a curated record
AUGACAAGAAUUUGUCUUGUAACUGGUGGAACAGGUUUGUUAGGAAGUAGUUUACGUGAAGUAAUAAAAAAUGAAAAUAAGAAUAUUAUAGAAAAGGAAAAUGAAAUAAUUGUUAACUCAAAUGAAAAUAAAAACAUUAUUACUAAAUAUAUAUUCUUAAGUUCGGAAAUGUGUGAUUUGAAAGAUUAUGAUAAAAGUAAACUUGUUUUUGAAAAAUAUAAUUUUACUGACAUAAUACAUUUCGCUGCACAUGUAGGAGGAUUAUAUGCAAACAAAAAUAACAACUUAGAUUUUCUCAUUAACAAUUUAGAAAUUAGUAUGAAUGUAAUUAAACUCUGCCACAAAUAUUCAAUUAGUAGAGGUAUUUUUACUUUAUCUACUUGUAUUUUCCCUGUAAAUUGUUCUCUACCAUUAACUGAAGAAAAAAUUCAUGAUGGUAAAUGUCACCAAAGUAACGAAGGAUAUAGUGUGUCAAAAAGAGUACUAGAAGUUUUGGUUAGAUUUUACAGAGAAAAAUAUAAUUAUGAAUGGAUAUGUAUAAUACCUACAAACAUAUACGGGAAAUAUGAUAAUUUUAAUUUAGAAAAUGCGCACGUUAUACCAUCAAUAAUACAUAAAAUGUAUCUAGCUAAAGUGAACAAUACGAAUGUAUAUCUUUUGGGGGACGGAAGUGCGGUGAGACAAUUUAUUUACAACAUAGAUGUUAAUAAAAUAUUAUAUUAUAUACUUAAUCACUAUUAUUCAAAAAAUUUAACAAUUAUAAAAGAUAAUAUUUAUAAUAUUAUAUUUUCCACUAACCUUCCUUCAAAUGAAUUAAGCAUAAAGGAGCUGGCUCACAAAAUUAAAUAUUAUUUAAAAUUUAAUAAUAAAAUAUUGUUUGAUACAACAAAAGACAAUGGAAUUCAUAAGAAGACUUCUAGUAAUGACACAUUAAUGAAGUUGUUGGAUAAUUCAUUUACAUUUACUGAAUUAGAUAAUGGAUUGAAAGAAACUAUUGAUUGGUUUAUUGAAGAAUACAAAAAUAUAAGAAAAUAA